Messenger RNA from Anoplopoma fimbria (sablefish), 6238 nucleotides. RefSeq lists its product as uncharacterized. The transcript has 21 exons. NCBI's taxonomy places the organism in Eukaryota, Metazoa, Chordata, Actinopteri, Perciformes, Anoplopomatidae. The record is from RefSeq and is a predicted model, not a curated record. The coding region runs from base 254 to 6052 and encodes 1932 amino acids.
CCCCACCCCGAUGACAUGAGACCUCCUCCGGGCUGGAGACCCCCUGGCUGGGGUCCUGAACGUCCCCCUGAGCUGUGGGGGCCAGAGCCUGUUCCACCAGCACCAGUACUGCCUGUACCACCGAUCCCCCGGACCCCGCAGCCUACGGACCGGUGCCCAUCCCUCCCAUCCCCCUCCAGCCUGCGUGCCUCCGCUGGGGUACCUGAGCUACCCUCCGCCCGGCUGGACCGGAGAGACCGUUGUGGAAGAGGUGAUGCUCAACCCACCGCCUGAUCAGCCUGAAUGGAUCAAAGCCCUAAUUUCAGCUCCAGUUUCUGAGUCGACUCCGGGGGAAACAAAGAAUCCCACAGAGGAUCUGGCCGUCACUAAAACGCCGUCGGCUGACCACCCUUCUGCCCAGAAACCCAAACCUGAUCCCACCAAGACCAACAGAGCUCUGGGCCUGCUGGGGAAACGCACAUUUGAUAAGCCUCCUCCUGGUCGGUCCACAGGGAUCAUCUCCUUCAUCGGGCCCACCUUCGGCUACAUCGAGAGAGAAGAUCUGGAGAAGUUCACCUUCAGCUUCGCCGCCUUCUUUGGAAACCCCAAAGCCAUGACGCCCGGGGUCAGAGUUCACUUCACCGCCUGCAAGGAGAAGCAGAACGGUUUGAUAGCGACGGACGUGAAGGUGGCUCCUGGUGGAACCGAGAACGUGGACACGGAGAUCUUCGAGGCGGUGGUCAGUCAGCCCAUCGCCGAGCCUCAGCCCGGCGAGCGCCAGUACCCGGGUCAGGUCCACGUGGACAUCGGGCCGCUGAGGACCAACCUGACGUUCGACAGGAAGGACAGCACGGUGACGCUGCUGAAGGACGACCAGGUGCUCAUCAACCUGCUGACCGACAUCGUCAGCGAGAAGAGGAGAGCCACCAACAUCAAACCCCAGAUCCCCUCCACCUUCAGCCACACCAAGGAGAUCAGAGAGAAGGGACUCAUCAUCAUCCUGAAGGACAGUGAAGGUGUCAUCAAGUGUGACGAACAAGGCGAGCUCCCCUUCAGCACCAGAGAGAACUUCAGCGACAUUGAGUUCACCGCCGAGGACAUCAACGAGGAGGUGGAGUUCACCGUCUUGACGCUGAGAGGAGGGAAGAGGGCCAUCCGGAUCCGGCGGGUGAAGGAGCCCCUCCUCCUGACGCUCUCUGCCGCCACAGCCGCCGCUGAGGAAGCUGCCACCCAUAGCGCCGCCAGUGACGAAGACCUUUGGCUGAAUGGGAAGGCCGGCGUCAGGCCGGAGCUCGGUGUCAACAUGAAGCUGGACACGGAGCUGUACGAGGGCAUCGUCAGCCAGCCAAUCAUAGAGCCCACGCCCAACAUGCAGGGUUACCCGGGUCAGAUCCACGCCAACAUCGGCCCCCUCAAGACCAACGUGACCUUCGACCAUCGGGACUGCGGCGUCACGCUGCUGAAGAACGACCACGUGUUGAUCAACCUGCUGGUGGACAUCGGCACCGGGAAGAGGAGGGCGGCCAACAUCAAACCCAAAAUCCCCUUCACCUUCAGCUACACCAAGGAGAAGAGAGAGCUGGGCAUCAUCACAUUUCUGGGUCCAGAAGAAGGAAUCGUCAACUCCGAGGAGCACGGUGAGCUUCCUUUUGACAUCUGUGAGAACUUCAGCGAAAUCAAGUUCAACAGCAGCGACAUCCACAAGGAGGUGGAGUUUACGGUCGCCAUGGUGAAGUCGGACCGGAGAGCCAUCAGGCUGUUGAGGACCAAGAGGGUUGAGGAUCAAAUCCUACAGGAGCAGAAGAGACGGGAGGAGGAGGAGAAGAGGAAGAGGAGGGAGGAGGAGGAGAGGAGGAAACGGGAGGAGCAGGAGAGGAAGAGGAGGGAGGAGGAGGUGGAGGAGCAACGGAGAGAGGCAGAGAGGAAGAAGAGGGAGGAAGUAUCGGCGGCGUUGGCAGCGGCUAAAUGCAAAUGGACGCCGCUCGGCGUCAAAGUAAGAAGCCCCGACACGCUGGACGACCUCAGCAAGGAGCGAUUCCAAGGCACCGUCCUCAAAGCCAUUUCCAAAUAUCCACGUAAGGAGAUCAAGAAGGAGCCCGAGGAGAACAAGGAUCAACAAGGAGGUGGACAGGUCAAAAUUAAAGAGGAGAAAAUUGAUGAAGAUGAGAAGGAAGAUGCAGAAGGAAAACCAGAAGGAGAUGAGAGAAAGAUGGAGAUGAAGGAGGAGGAGGUGAAGGAGAAGCAGCAGGCUUCUCAAGCUGCAGGAGGAGCAGCAGUGAAAGCGGACCCAGAGAUGGGUCGACUGGUGAUGACCAUCGACGGUCAACAGAAGCUGCUUCCCUUCGGACCCAACGACCUGCUGAGCACCGCCACCAUGCUGGACGGAGACAAGGUACGCUUCAACGUCGCCACCCAUGGAGAGACCAAAGAGGAACGAGCGACCUUCGUGGAGAUCCUCCCCGACUCCUUCGAGGAGUCCAUUGAGCAACGUCGCCACGGCAUCGUGAUCGAGUUCUCUCACGACUCCGGACUCAUCAAGUGUGCUCAGAACCCUCAGCUCUACUUCCACAUGUCGGAGGUGAUCGAGAAGAGGAGACUGGAGCUGAACGAGAAGGUGGAGUUCAGCGUCGUCCCGCAUGAGACGGCGGAGGGGGGGAACCAGGCCAUCAGGAUAAAACGUUUCACCGAGAGCGUUUUCCUCGCCGUUCGGAAACUGGGUGGUGUCGGGUUGAAUAAAGGAAAGAUGACCAUCAAGCUGGCAAAAACAGAAGACACUGAGAAAGAAAAGCCAGAGACAGACAAGCUGAAGGCCGUGGUGAAAAAUCUUAGAACGCAGGACAGCAAGACCAGCACUGGCAGAAGGGAUUACGGUGCCUCUCAGCGUAAAUAUGGCCGGAGCAGAAGUAGGAGCAAGAGUCCGAGUAGGAGUAGGGCCAGGAUCAGAAGUAGGAGCAAGAGUCCGAGUAGGAAUAGGGCCAGGAUCAGAAGUAGGAGCAAGAGCCUGAGUAGGAAUAGGGCCAGGAGUAGAAGUAGGAGCAAGAGUCCGAGUAGGAAUAGGGCCAGGAGUAGAAGUAGGAGCAAGACUCCGCCCAGAGACCAGUUUGGACGUAUCAUCAAAAAGAGACGCAGCACCAGCGCUGACCGUGACCGUAAAGGAAGCACGUUCAGGCGAAGCCCAAGCCGAGAGAUACCAAACCGGCCCGUCAAGAGCCGCACUAAGAGCCACAGCAAGAGUCGCAGCCGAAGCAAGAGUUCCAGCAGGAGUCGCAGCAGGAGCAAGGAGAGAAGCAAGGACAGGGCAAUCAAGAAGAGGAGCAAAAUCAACAGAGAGCGCGAUGAAAGUCACAAGAGGAGGAGGGAGCUUAGCCCUCCUCCCAGACGCGGCGGAGUCGUGGACGACGAGCUCGCGAGGAAGAAGCGGGAGCUGGAGGAGCUGAACGACAUGAUUGCCUACAAAAAGUCUCUGGUGGACAUAGACCCUGGACAGAGGACCUGCAUAGACUAUGAUCACGGCCGGAUUGCCGUCCCUCUCACUGAAUACAAACCAGUCCGGUCCAUCCUGAAGAAACGACCAGACGGAACCGAUUACCACCAUCGUUCUUCUCAGCCCUACGACGAUCCUUAUUAUGACCGGCCAUACAAUCCUUACCAAGACCGGCUGUAUGGCGAGCGCCCCGGUGAUCCGUAUGCCGGUCGUUCUUCCGCUGAUCGUCCUUAUGGUGAGCGCCCCUACAGUGAUCGCCCUUAUGAAACCCGUCUCUAUGGUGAACCCUCCUAUGUUGGCCCUCCGUCUGCCAGCCAACGUUACACUGAUCGCUACGAUGUUUAUGACGAACCGUAUGACGAUCGCUACUAUGACCCGGCAUAUGCGGACCGACCUUACGAUGAUCCAUAUCGCCCUGUCAAACAGAGCCAGUCUCCACAACCCCAUGGACCCUCACCUUCUUCUCAGCCUGCCCAAGUUCCUUCUGCCUCCACCCAACCUCCCUUGAUGAAUACUGCUGCAACCUCAUCUUCCCAACCCUCCCUGAGACCUCCUUCUCCCACAGAACCGCCUCCUAGAAGCCCCUCUCCCACACUGAAGAACACAACUCCACGCCAGGCACCUCCACCUGUGAAGCCGCCCCUCGAUCGCUUCCUCGACAUGCUUAAUAAAAAGGUGGAUGCUGAAAAGAAAUCGGAACCGGUUUAUGUAAAUGAUGACCUUCUGCCUCAUGAGCGGGCACUUCAAGAUGGCAGUGGUUUCUCUCGUAUUGUGGGAUUGGCUCAAGAGCAACCCAGCAGCAGUCUAGCUCUAGAUGGGAAAAAUACACAGAUAAGCCCCAAAAGAUCUUCAGUGGAGAGAACAAGUGAGGAACCAAAGAACAAGACAGAACCCUACGACAAGAUCCAAAGUCUACUCCGUACAAUUGGUCUGAAGCUGAGUACAGGAGAUAUGUCCAAACUGGCAAGCCGAGCCCAGGAGAAAAUAUACAGCCCGAAGUCCUCAUCCUUGGAAAGAGAGACCAUGUCAUCCUCAAGGGAAGAACGGCAAACAAGUAGAACCAGUUCCGUUGAAUUGGAUCACAUCUAUUCCCCCUCGCCUACUAGGUCGUCCAGUUUGGAGCCACUCGGCAGAUCGAAAGCUGUCUCUGAGUAUGAAGGAUUCCUGGACCAGCAGGAGCUGGAGGUGCUACAGAAGGCACAACAGCAGCAGAGUCUUACCAGGACAAUGGGGAGCACACCCUCCACCACAUCUCCUCCAACAGCUCCUCCUGGGCCUCCGCCUGCCCAAUACCAACAUCCUCCCCCACCAAUCAACUGGCCCCUUGGAGUCACAACCCAGAUUCCUCCAGAGCAGAGCUCCACAACCCCCAGCAUGGUUUCUCAAGUUUCUCCUGCUGCUGGUCAACCACCCCAGAGAUUUGGACUUCCUCCAGGACCUCCUCCUGGACCUCCACCCCGGCGUCCUGCACAGCCUCCUCCAGGACCUCCUCCUGGACCUCCGCCCCAGCAACCUCCUGGACAAUCUCCUUUUGCUCCACCCUUCAGUCAUGAAGUGUUUCCUUUUAUUGGCCAACCUCCAUCAGCACCAGCCCUGAACUCCUCCAGUCCUUUGCAGCCUUUAAUCACUGCCACAGUAUCACCCCCACCAUCAACAGCCACAACAUCAAGUCCAGCAAACGUUAACCAAUCAACCAUCUCUACCACAGUGGCCAGAUGCCUGAAGGUCAUAGAGACGGUGAAAUCUCUGGCUGUCCAACCACCAGCCAAACCGGUCAAAUCAGUCCAGUUCAGUUUACCCACAGUCUCUCCAUCAGCCUCCAGUCAUCAGACCUCAACAGAGGCUGAUGAUGAAAUAAAGAACAAGCAGAAGGAGAAGCUGGAUUCAUAUAACCAGAGGGUUAUAGAAAAGAGGGAGCAGUACUACAAGGAUUGGCUCAGCCGCAAGAAUCAGAGUGGAGAGUGGAAGGACGGCAUGCGGAUCUUCCCAGGCAUGCCGAAUGCCAGCGAGCCCAAGAACGUUUGGAUCUGUGGUCAUUCGCUGGUGUACUGGGCAGAGUCCCGGGCCAAGUCUCCGGAGGUAGGUAUGCAGCUGGGCAUGGACCCCAGCAAGGUGACCAUCUGGUGGAAGGGCACCCAGGGCAUGACGUGGUCUCAGCUGCUGCCCCAGCUCCACCAGCUGAAGGUCACCUGGCCCAACCCAGACGUCCUCAUCAUGCACCUGGGCGGCAACGACCUGAGCACCGACAGCCCCACCGACCUGCUGGCCUCCGUCAAGAAGGAUCUGACCUCCAUGAGGAGCAUCUUCCCACAAUGCAUCCUGGUCUGGUCCAACAUUCUCCCUCGGAGGGUGUGGCGCCACUCCACCGAUAACCACGAGGUGGAUCUGGUCCGAACCACAGUGAACCGCAGGAUCCAGAACAUCAUCUCGGAGCUGGGCGGCACCUCGCUGACCCACGACAACAUUAGGUGCGGCACAAACACGGGCCUGUACCGGGCCGACGGCGUCCAUCUGUCCCCCAAAGGCAUCGACGUUUUCAACCUGAACCUGCAGGAUUUUCUGGAGAAGUGGGAGAUGGAGCUGACCUAGAGAAGAGUUCAGAGGUGGAUCCGUUAUUCUCUGCUUUUAUGUUGUCUUUUAUUUCUAUAUGUCUAUAUUACAUGCCUCCUGUGAAGUGUCCUGACUAGUCUGUAGUUUUAUCUCAACGCGUAGGAACUCUGCUCUUUAAUGAAACACGUUUGUCUGCAUUGAAACAAUAAAUUGAAUAUCAACUGA